Molecule: messenger RNA, 3409 nt
Organism: Musa acuminata subsp. malaccensis (wild Malaysian banana)
Lineage: Eukaryota; Viridiplantae; Streptophyta; Magnoliopsida; Zingiberales; Musaceae
Source: RefSeq, a predicted model, not a curated record
GAGAGAGAGAGAGAGAGAGAGAGAAGGGUAUAGGUACUUUAUGUUGUACCAGAUUUGGCCAUACGAUCCCCUUCGUAUGUGAUUGGCAAAAGCCAAUGGAGCAUCAGCCGCAGUAUUCUAUCAGCAGUAUGGACAGACUGCGUACUCUCCUGUAUGUCUUCCACCCACUUCUGCGUCGCAUUCAAUGCCGCAAGUCGAUGAAGGCUCGGGAAACAUGUUACCACCACCACCUGCACGGGGUGCUUACUGCCACAGCCGGAAGCUUUGCAGGACUAUUCAUGGCAUUGACCUGUUUCUUACUGCAAGUGGACGAUCGCCUCUCUCUCUCUCAUGGGGCGGACACAUCCGAGCUUCUGCCCUGGAGAAACUCAGGCUAAUCUCGUGACAAUGUGUGUGCUUUGUGCCCAUUUUGAUCCGUAGGAACAAUACACCAAACAUGACAGAGACUGAGUCAAAGAUGGACCCAAAGAGACGAGCUGACAACACCGCUUCUGUGCAAUCUCUACACUACCUGUCAGGGACUCAAUAAUACUGUGUCUCCACGGCAACGAUCUUUUGGGGACAAAGAACACAUGGGAUCGCUAUCAGCAAAGGGGACUGUAACGCCCAGACUACGCACCGCUUCGCACCUUUGGCCAUGGCCAGACGGUGCUUUUGGCCAUAUGAUGCUGCUCGGUCCGGUGGGGACAAAGCAGUCGUUCAGAUUGCUUCGAGGAAAAGCAAGGGAGAUUCUGGUCAUUGCAGCGGUGGCCACAAGGUGAGCGAGGGCCAAAACCCUCAUCUUUGGGAUAAGUAAUCAACUAUUUGGUUCCUUGUUAGAGAGGCUGGACAACAAGAGGGCUCGAGCAUAGCGUGGAGAAGAGAGACAAACAUUAUAUAUGCUUGCCACAACAUUUCUUUUCCCCUUUUCUUUUCCAUCCGCCUUUAUUCAGCAACCGCAAAUUAUUUGUCGCCAAAUGCCAAUUUUUCUCUCAGCAGAAGAGCUGAAGCGAGCGGCUUCUCCAGUGCCGUGGAGUGUGUAGCCUCCGCCGUAGCUCUUCCUCAACCCCGGUCGCCGCCAGCGGCAGGGAACUCCUUUGUCUCUUGAUCGCUCGAGGACUGCUUUUAGGCGAAGCUUCUGGAAUCUAUGGGUCAAGAUGUAGUUCUGGAAUUUGACAAUCAUUUUCAAGGAAGAUUGGGGCAUAAAAUUGUUAGUGCCUGUAGUCCUAGCAGUAGAAAGGUACAAGAGAGAUGUAGAAAAGGACAGCCUGCAAACACAAUCAACUACUUGAAGAAUUUGGAUGGUGAUUUUAGAGAACUUAGCCAUAGAUAUUCAUCAAAUCUCCAUUAUGAAAUUAUGCACUCCACAAGUCUUGGUUGCAACGAUGAGAAUGAAGUGCUAAAAAGGGGAUCUAUGUAUCAGAGCUCUAAAGAAGUCAGGAGAAUGAGAAAACUACGAGAGCGAAGGAGGGAAGUAGAAUCUAGGUGUACUGAUGAUGAUUUUAUUUCAUUUGAGAUUGUUGAUCAUUUGGCUCAGCAUGGCAUAAACAAAUCCAAUCAGUCACCACAUCAGAAGUUUUUGCCUCCUGUGUGUUCAAGUGCUGAUUCAAAACCUACAUCUGCUGACACACUUAACUCAACUGCCAUGAGCUCUAUGGAGUUUCUGGAUCUUUCGUUCCGUGAUCUUCCUGAUAAGCCUUUGCAUACCAAUAACUUGUGCUCCAAUUUUGGACCAGCAAAAGGUAACUUAGUAGAUGAUCUCUUGGAGAUCUGCCUACACUCUGUCAAUACAAGAACUCACUGUACAGAAGCAACUUCUGAGUUGCUAGAAGUUGGACCUCUCAAGGAGCAAGAAUCUGGUUGCCACGAGAAGUUUGGUCCUGAAAGUCAUGGGAAAAUCAUUUGUGAAAGAAAUUCACUAAACAUUCUUCCAAAAAGCUUUUCAGAAAAGACAAAAAUGUCCCACACACUUAUGCAGUUGGAAUAUGGUCUAGCUGAAGCCAGGGAUUCGAAAAAUAUGUUUAGCCCACUGAAGAAAAUGUUUGAUCCUUUGAUAAAAUCCAAAUCUCUCCGUGAUUCACCGCUCACAGGAACACAAAGAUCUGGGAGCAAAGUUAUUGAUUCCACAAGCAUUACGAGUAACGGAGUGUUUGAGGAUAUGGAGUGUGUGACAGGAGAGAUCUUGACUGCUUCUAUGUCGCCUGCUCAUCUACAUGGAAUUCUUAAACUUGAUAUAGAGAAUCAGAACCCAUCAUUUGAGUUCUCUCUACAAGAUCCAGAAGACACACUAUCUGCAAAAACAUGGAAAACGGAUAGUGCAUUUAACUGGGUUUACACCUUCCAUAGUUCUAGAAAAAAGAAUACUAACUAUGGGACUAAAGACAAACAUGGACAGUCGCCUCCAUUAGUUGGGCAGAUGCAGGUUUCUUGUUAUCUAUGCUCAGAAGUGAAAGAUAAUGGAUCUUUAGUUAAUUCGACAGUUGCAGAGUUUGUCUUAUAUGACAUUGCACGAGCAAGAAGACACUUCGUUGUCGAAGAAAGAUCCAAGUGCUCUUCGGAUUCCAUUCAACCUGUUACAAGUAAUGCUAUGGGAGGCCUGGUUGCAGAGGGACCUUAUGAGAGAAAUAAUUCAGUGGAGCACCCAGAUUCUUCUAGACAUGGAUUUGGUAGUUCUGACUCAAGACCUUCGACUUCCUACCCCUGGACACCAAAAGAUUUGCAUCCGCGACAUGAGAUUGCGGCUAUUGUAACCCAAAUUCCUUUCAGCAAAAAGGAUAGUCUGAAAGAUAUGAAAGUGUCCAGGCCAAAGGAAAGCCAAAAUUUAUCAAGAUCUCCUACAAUUGAUCAGGGAAGGGAGAGAAAGAGCAGCUCGAAUCCUGCAAUGGUAAAGGUUGUGACUCCAAGUGGAGCUCAUGGGUUGCCAGAUACUGUUGAAGGUGGCCCAUCUUCACUUCUAGAUAGAUGGAGGUUUGGUGGCGGCUGUGAUUGUGGUGGCUGGGACAUGGCCUGCCCAAUUGUUGUAUUUGACAAUUCCCAUGCUGACGAUCGGAUAGAUCAUUCAACAUGCGAAAUUGAAAAGUCCACGUUUCUUUUUGUUCAGGGAAAGAAGGAAAAGUUACCUGCACUAUCAAUAUCGGCUGAUGGCAAAGGACUUUAUUCAGUUGAUUUCCAUGCACAACUCUCAGCUCUACAGGCAUUUUCGAUAUGCAUUGCCAUCCUGCAUGGUUCUGAAGUUUCUUCGGCUGUUAUCCAGGAGAAGAUCAGACAGAGGUUUUACUCUAAUUCAUUAAAAUUACUCCUUGAGGAAGAAGUGCGGCAGUUGAUUGAAGCAGUUGCAACUGAAGAACAAAUAAAAGCGAAAAAGGGAACAGAGCAGAUGCCUCCCUCUUUUUUCCUAGACCCGCCCUUUUCUCCAAUGGGCAGGGUUUAG